AGAUUUUCUUUGUCUGCAACUCCCUCCAAAUUAUUUCUCUCCCUUUUGUGGCCUAAAUCACAACCUUUUUCCUUAUUCAGAGAGACUAGACAUUAGAGGAGAAAUUUAAGCCCAAAGCUGAAGAUAUAUAGUCCCAAAUCCCAAUUCCAAAACUUUAGAUCUCUUUUUGGCUCUUCAUCACUAUCAGUGCAUGCAGUAAAGCUUGUAUCCUUUCUGGCCAUAAGGAAGUCGGAACAUAGUCGUUGAACUCUAAAGACCAUCCCUAGAUUAUUACCAAGACAGCAUCACAAAGCAGAUAGCUGUACGCUGUAAAAAGUUGUUGGUUUGCUCAAGUUGCUAUGGCGGAGGUGGCUGGCAACACAUCGGCCAAUGCGAAUAAUGGGCAGAAAUCUUUCUUUGAUUUGGGAUCCUUUGUUGGCGAUUUGAAUAUUGAGGAUGAAACUGCCAGCGCUGAUAUAUCCCUUGAGGGGCUUGAGGAAGAGUUACAGGAAUGUAAAACUGAUGAUGUUGUCGCAAACAUACUUUCUAAAGGUACAACGCUGCGGGAAUACACUAAAGGCGUUGAAAACAAUUUGCGGCAAGUUGAAUUGGAUUCUAUCCAGGAUUACAUAAAGGAAAGUGAUAAUCUAGUCUCACUUCAUGAUCAAAUUCGUGAUUGCGACUUGAUUCUUACCCAAAUGGAGACUCUUCUCAGUGGAUUUCAGGGAGAGAUAGGUUCUAUAAGUUCAGAUAUCAAAAUUCUCCAAGAGAAGUCUAUGGAUAUGGGACUGAGGCUGAAGAAUCGCAAGGUGGCAGAGUCAAAGCUAGCAAAGUUUGUCGAGGAUAUUAUUGUUCCUCCAAGGAUGAUAGGCAUAAUUGUUGAUGGAGAGGUUAAUGAGGAAUACAUGAGGACCCUAGAGAUUUUGAGUAAAAAGCUGAAGUACUCAGAUGCAGAUCUCAUGGUUAAAACAUCAAAGGCUCUGAAAGAUGUUCGGCCUGAACUAGAAAGACUUAGGCAGAAAGCGGUCUCCAAGGUGUUUGAUUUCAUGGUUCAGAAGCUAUACUCUUUAAGGAAACCCAAAACUAAUAUUCAGAUCCUUCAGCAGAGUGUCCUUCUAAAAUAUAAGUAUAUCCUUUCCUUUCUCAAGGAGCAUGGCAAGGAGGUGUAUCUUGAGGUUCGAGCUGCAUACACUGACACAAUGAACAAGGUUCUGAGUGCACAGUUCCGCGCUUAUAUUCAAGCUUUAGAAAAGCUUCAGUUGGAUAUAGCAACAUCUAAUGAUCUGAUAGGUGUUGAGACCAGAAGCACAGGUCUUUUCUUGAGAGGAAGAGAACCAUUGAAGAACAGGUCUGCAGUUUUUGCUCUUGGAAAAAGGAUAAACAUUCUCAAGGAGAUUGAAGAGCCUCCAUUAAUUCCACAUAUCGCUGAAGCCAGCUCAAAAAAAUAUCCGUAUGAGGUCCUUUUCAGGAGUUUGCACAAGCUGCUCAUGGAUACUGCUUCUUCGGAGUACCUUUUCUGUGAUGAUUUCUUUGGAGAGCAGACCAUGUUUUAUGAUAUAUUUGCUGGUACGGGAGGCCCAUUUUCAGUAAUUGAUGAGCAUUUCGGUACAAUCCUUCCCAAUAGUUUUGAUGCAAUUGGCUUAAUGCUCAUGAUUCGCAUCAUAUACCACCACCAGCCGAGGGCCUAUCGGAAACAACCUCUCUAUUCCAUCGGGGUAGGGCUUGUAAUGUCCAGACGCCGAAUUCCAUGCCUGGAUUCAUACUUAGACAAGGUCAAUAUUGCUUUAUGGCCACGUUUCAAGAUGGUCUUUGACUUGCACCUCAACAGCCUGCGAAAUGCCAAUAUCAGGACUCUCUGGGAAGAUGAUGUUCACCCACAUUAUGUCAUAAGGCGCUAUGCUGAGUUUACUGCCUCCCUUAUUCACCUUAACAUAGAAUAUGGAGAUGGGCAGCUUGAACUGAAUCUGGAGAGACUCAGAAUGGCUGUUGAUGACUUGCUUGUCAAGCUAGCACAAAUGUUCGCUAAACAUAAGCAGCAAACCGUAUUCCUUAUAAACAACUAUGACAUGAUAAUAUCGGUUCUGAAGGAAGCUGGUCCAGAUGGGGGGAAGAUCCAGCAGCACUUUGAAGAGCUUUUAAAGAAUAACACAUCCAUAUUCGUGGAAGAAUUGCUAUUGGAGCAUUUUAGCGAUCUUAUCAAGUUUGUAAAGGCGAGAGGGUCUGAGGAUCCAAGUAUUGGCACUGAAAGGCCUAUAACUAUUGCUGAAGUCGAGCCGAUUGUAAAGGACUUUGCAAGCAGAUGGAAAGCUGCAGUUGAACUUAUGCACAAUGAUGUCAUUACUUCUUUCAGCAAUUUCCUGUGUGGAAUGGACAUUCUAAGAGCUGCAUUAACUCAACUUCUUCUUUAUUAUACGAGGCUUUCAGAUUGUAUAAAGAGGAUAAAUGGUGGGUCUAACUUGAACAAAGAUCUUGUUUCAAUUUCAUCGAUAAUGUAUGAGAUCAGAAAAUACUCAAGGACUUUCUAGGACAUUUUUCUAUUUUCGUGUUCGUUUUACAGUCUUUUGCUUUUUUUUCUUGUUCUUUUUAGAGUCUCUUGAAUCUCUGUAUUUGCGUGUAAAGAGUUUCAGUUGAUCAUUACAUUGUUAUUCAACUGACAUUUUGUAAGAUCUUAUGUGUUUCAAUGACAUCUUCUAAAUAUAUGUAAUCCUCAUGAUAAUCUUG
Nicotiana attenuata is the source of this 2700-nucleotide messenger RNA. RefSeq names its product vacuolar protein sorting-associated protein 52 A-like. The transcript is spliced from 23 exons. Gene Ontology annotation, biological process: endocytic recycling; Golgi to vacuole transport; retrograde transport, endosome to Golgi. Gene Ontology annotation, cellular component: GARP complex. Bases 339 to 2504 code for a protein of 721 amino acids. The record is from RefSeq and is a predicted model, not a curated record. NCBI's taxonomy places the organism in Eukaryota, Viridiplantae, Streptophyta, Magnoliopsida, Solanales, Solanaceae. Gene Ontology annotation, molecular function: syntaxin binding.